UUGCUGUUUCUAGGUCGCGCGCAUCAUCACCAGUGUCGCUGGCCACUGUGACUUUAAGAGCGAUUUUUAUAUAUAAAUAUAUAAAUAAAUAAUAGAUUCUUCCGGUCCAUUAUAACAAACGGCGAAUAUAGUGUAAGAAAUCCAAGGGGUAUAAAGGAUCUGCGUUCUCGCUAAAAACAGCGUUGUUUUCCCUUCAUCAUGGUGAAGAUCAGCUUUCAGCCCAUCACGGGACAAAAAGCCGAGAAAGAGGAGGGUGAUGAAGAUAAAACUCAAAUAUUCAUACCGCAUCCACACGUGGACGAGGAGCUGGUCUUGCCUGUCGGACGGAAACGCUCCUCUCUGAGUGGACUUUGCUGUCUGACAACUGCUCUGAUGGUCUUCACCUGCAGUUUGAUAUAUGCUUCAAUUUAUAUCUACCGCUACUACAUCAUUCCUCAGGCUCCGGAUCAGAGUCGGUUCCACUGCCGUGUCGUGUACGAGGACUCAGUGGCUGCUCCUCUGCGAGGGUCUCACGAGCUGGAGGAGAGCGUUGGGAUCUACCUGAAGGAAAACUACGAGCAAAUCAGCAUUCCUGUGCCCGACUUCAGCAACACAGACCCUGCUGAUAUCAUUCACGAUUUCAACAGGGGUCUGACGGCUUACCAUGACAUUGCCUUAGAUAAGUGUUAUGUCAUCGAGCUCAACACCACUGUGGUCAUGCCACCACGUAACCUUUGGGAACUGCUCAUCAACGUCAAGAAAGGGACUUACCUCCCCCAGACGUACAUUGUCCAGGAAGAGAUGGUCGUGACUGGCCGUGUUAAUAAUAUGCAUCAGCUUGGCCGCUUUAUUUACCGUCUGUGUAACGGUAAAGACACGUACAGGCUCCGUCGCCGCACCUCACGCCGUCGUAUCACCAAGCGUGAUGCGCAGAACUGUCACCGAAUCCGUCACUUUGAGAACACUUUCGUGGUGGAGACAAUGAUUUGUGAGACUCCAUAGGCUGGUUGUCUCUUUGCCCCGCCUAUUUCUGAUGAGAUCACACCCUCUGGUCUCGGUAGCCACACCCCUUUGAAAAUCACACUCUUUACCUCUAAUUCUUUACAUGUCCCCAUUUCUCUCUUUUUGUACUUCUCUCUCUGUACCUAGUAAUUCAUUACAAAUGUUCCCUUAACAAUUUCUGAACAGUUUGUUUCUGCAUAUUUGCAAUAAUACGCAUUUUCAAAUUGAUGCAUUUAAAAAUGUAACAGUAGCAUCCGAAGUCUUUAAAUGAGAAGGUUACACGGGCAUUAAGCUGCACAAUGCCUGCAUGCUCGUACCUGCGUCUAACUGGCUGUUUGUGCUCCGUCAAACUGUUCUUUGCUCUCUUAUAUAUUUGUGUGUUUUUAGAUCUAUUCUUGGAUAGAGAUGCACCGAAACUGUGACCAAAAAUACCAUAAAAUGACGUGAAAAAUAUUCUCAGAAAGCUUUACUCUAAUAUCCAAUCUCUGAACUGCAAAAAUAAUUUUCUUAGUAUUUUUGUCAUUUUCACUGUUGGUUAAAAGCACUUAUAAAGAGAUUUGCAAAGGUAAAGAGUCUUCUUUUGCCCUGAUUUGUGUGUUCUUAGGCACAAUGUUCACUUUUCUUUCAGUGCAUCACUACCCAUAAAUAUCCUAGUGCCGGUUAAAGCGUCUGAUGAAAAAUCGCCUCCAUCAUUACAUUUAUCACAUGUGUUUGUUUACUAUGUAUCUCGAUAUCCACUUUAGUGCUUCUACAACAUGCUUCCUGUGCCACUUCCUCUCUUCUUCUUUGUCUCUCUGCAUGCUUUUCAAGACAACACAUGCAUCGUUUGAGUAUUUUCUUAUCAUAUGAGCGAAGCCUUAGGCCAGAUUCAUGCCCUGGACUAAUGUAUACAAUCUCAAAAGCUCUUUGUGUUUAUGUGUGUGUUGAAGUUAAAAACCUUGUUUAGUUGGGUGAAGCAAACAUGUAAAUAAACCAGUAAGACAUC
Cyprinus carpio (common carp) is the source of this 1966-nucleotide messenger RNA. RefSeq names its product integral membrane protein 2Ca (gene itm2ca). Lineage: Eukaryota; Metazoa; Chordata; Actinopteri; Cypriniformes; Cyprinidae. Gene Ontology annotation, molecular function: amyloid-beta binding. Gene Ontology annotation, biological process: negative regulation of amyloid precursor protein biosynthetic process. The record is from RefSeq and is a predicted model, not a curated record. Gene Ontology annotation, cellular component: plasma membrane; Golgi apparatus; extracellular exosome.